Callorhinus ursinus (northern fur seal) is the source of this 5001-nucleotide messenger RNA. It is a transcript of the gene ACER2, whose product is annotated as alkaline ceramidase 2. Gene Ontology annotation, cellular component: Golgi membrane. Gene Ontology annotation, biological process: sphingosine biosynthetic process; ceramide catabolic process. Gene Ontology annotation, molecular function: N-acylsphingosine amidohydrolase activity. The record is from RefSeq and is a predicted model, not a curated record. NCBI's taxonomy places the organism in Eukaryota, Metazoa, Chordata, Mammalia, Carnivora, Otariidae.
CCACAUCCGGCGGCUGACUCGUCGUGUAUAAAGCCGAGGCCGCCGCAGUCAGCUUCCAGCAGUAGCCCUGGGCUCUUUUCGGCUGCGGGAGCCGCUGCUCCAAUGCCCCACAGCGGCCAUGAGCAUCCCACACUGGUGGGACCAGCUGCGGGCCGGCAGCUCGGAGGUGGAUUGGUGCGAGGACAACUACACCAUCGUGCCUGCCAUCGCCGAGUUCUACAACACGAUCAGCAACGUCUUAUUUUUCGUUUUACCGCCCAUCUGCAUGUGCUUAUUUCGCCAGUACGCAACAUGCUUCAACAGUGGGAUCUACCUAAUAUGGACGCUCUUAGUUGUAGUGGGAAUUGGAUCUGUCUACUUCCAUGCAACCCUAAGUUUCUUGGGUCAGAUGCUCGAUGAACUUGCAAUCCUUUGGGUUCUGAUGUGUGCUCUGGCCAUGUGGUUCCCCAGAAGGUAUCUACCAAAGGUCUUUCGGAAUGACAGGGGCAGGUUCAAGGCGGUGGUCUGCGUCCUUUCUGCUGUCACGACUUGCCUGGCGUUUGUCAAGCCCGCCAUCAACAACAUCUCUCUGAUGACCCUCGGGGUUCCUUGCACUGUGCUGCUCAUUGCAGAGCUAAGAAGGUGUGACAACGUGCGUGUCUUCAAGCUGGGCCUCUUCUCCGGCCUCUGGUGGACCCUGGCGCUCUUCUGCUGGAUCAGUGACCGAGCCUUCUGUGAGCUGCUUUCGUCCUUCCACUUUCCCUACCUGCACUGCGUGUGGCACAUUCUCAUCUGCCUUGCUGCCUACCUGGGCUGUGUAUGCUUUGCCUACUUCGAUGCUGCCUCCGAGAUCCCCGAGCAGGGCCCUGUCAUCAAGUUCUGGCCCAGCGAGAAAUGGGCCUUCAUCGGCGUCCCCUACGUGUCGCUCCUGUGUGCCAGCAAGAAAUCACCGGUCAAGAUCACGUGAUGGCAAGGCAGUGGCUGGCUUCUCUGCUUGUUUUCCCUCCUGCACUGGGCUUCGCUUGCCGGCAAAGACAGCCGGUGGUUUGUAGAGUUGGGGGUAGGGUCUGUCUUCUUAGUAUUCUGUUCCCUUGAGCUCUGACUAGCGUGUCUGUGGCCCACCAGGACUCCAGUGUGCAUGAGGAGGAGGGUCUGCCCCGUUCCCGAGGAUGGAAAGUGCAGAACUGAGGGCCACCAGGUAGAUCUUCUCAGUGUCCCUUUCAGAUGCAGUGACUGGUUGGGCUGAAUCCUUUGUGAUGGCAGAGCAGUCCUUUUGGGGAGCCUCAUUUCCCAGGAGGAGUUUGCUGCAGACCCCACGAUUCCCAUGGGCUCUCAGAGUGGACGCUCUUGCUGACCUACAAACUCUGUGACAGGCAAGACAGGCUGACUGAUGGAAGAUGCCAGGGAUUUUCAUUUGGGAAAACAGUCCUAAAAUAAAAGCAAGCCAAUGAAACCCACACAGGGCUUGUGGCUGAGGAGGCUGCUAGUCCACUCGGAGAUCUCAGUAACUGGAUUUUACAUGUGCUUGUGAAUCCUUUCUCUACUACCUCUGCUGAGUGACGGGGACUUCAGAGGAGGGUGAAGCAGACGGAAAAACCCUCUGUGCCAAAAGCUACACUCCACUUUAAGCCAUUCUUGAAGAUGAGCACAAUUCCUAAAUGUCGACUGUGUUGCCCGCCCCCCCCCCCCCCAGCCCAGUGGCCUCCCAACACACCGAGAAUAGGUGUGGUUGAGCCCUCUGCACAUAGACCCCUGCUCCUUACUGCUGAGCUCUGUAAGGUCAAGGCCUUGGGAUGGUCACGGUGGGGAUCCUCGGAAGUUCUGGAAACUUUUGCUGAUGGGAAGCCUUCUAUCCUGGAAGUCCAGUAUUUCCUGCGGGAGUCCUACUCCAUAGUCUCACAGUACAAGGUGCUUCCUGCUGUUUCUCCGAGCAUCUGACGACUGUUUCUCUCGAGGACUGAGGGGACUACAUGCUGGCUUUUGGGGUUGCUGGUGCAGUGGGCAAGUCUGUUGCCUUCAGAGGUCUUCCUCAGCUCAAAUGACACUGGCUACCACUAACCUCUUCACUGGGCUGAAUGAGGACUCCAGAAUGGUCAUCACGGUGUGUGUGGGGGAAUACAGGGCCUCAGGGAUACUCACUGAAGCUCCGACAUCUCCUGCCUUGCAGCAUUCCAUUGUGAAAGAGCAGGAGGAGGUGCCCUUGUGAGGGCAGGAGUUGUGUCACCAAGGACCGAAGAGUUGGGCAGUACCAGUCCGUGGCAUGUCUGGGAACUCUUGCUUUGAUUAGAAUUUUGUACAGGAUCGAAGGUGAAAAGUCCAAUAAGGAGCAAUGAACCGAGGGUUUAAAAAUGAAUGACAUUGUUCUCCUGUGGUUUUCAAGUUAUUUUUAGCAGAACCCUAUUUACACUAAGAAAUCUUGAGGGAACCCAAAUGUGAGAAAUAUGUUCUAUCCGUUUAGGUUUAUCUGAAGGUUAAACUUAUCUAUUUCUCUAAUAUCAUGCAGUGAAAGUGCAAGUUAAAUUGUGGUUUCCAUGGUAAAAAAUUUGGUGUUGAAGGAGUGUUCUUGUUUAUUAUGGUUUAAAAAUAUACUUUGAAGAAAGGUAUUUAUGUAUUUGUGGGGUUCUAACGCACCUCUGACACCUAGGUGGUUCCAUCCGAGAGUUUUAAAACUGUGGUCUAGAAUUUUUUAAAGGGAAAUAGCAGUCCUCGAUUCAGAUUAAUUUUACCAGGCAUGGAUUCUGGGCUCAUCCAUUCUGCAGUAUAAAAAUGCUCCAAAGUAAGGGGAAGCUUUGAUGUACUUCAGGCCCAGCUGUCUUAGUGUGGAAGCGUGGAUGGGGAGAGGCAGGGGUGUGGGAAGUGUUUGUGUUAUAUGUGAGGUUUAAUUACUGUCUUGAGAGUUCCUCAGUGAUGGGAACAUUGUUCCAGCAGUCAAGGAGGGACUGUGUCUCCCUAUCAGGUAAAGGGGUGGAUCCCUGAGGAACAUCACCUCCAGCUCUCAACUCUUUGACCUUGCUCUUCUGGAAAUUUCUGAGUGUCCUUUGGAAAUAGGGAUACAACAUGACUGCUGGAAAUAAGGAAAUCAGUGCCCCCAACUCACAGAGCUGUUUCCAUCCAUUUUCUACAAGACAAACGAUUUAGUUCAGAUGUCAGAAGGGAUGUUUUUGCUGUUAAACCCAAAAAACAAAAAACCCCCCAAAAACAGAAGGCCCUUCUAGAGAUUGUUUUUAAUGAGCUGAGGGCUGAUAAAGAAGUACGGAAUGGGUCUAUUUGAGGACAAAAACAGAACUCUUGGACAAAAAAAAUCACUCUAGCUUGAUAGUGUGAAGAUGGUAAAUUGAGAAAGUAGGAGUUGAACAAUCUUUUUUGAAGUUAGUCUUAUGGCGUCAUACUUAUAUUUACAUUUAUAUUUAUGAUGCUUUUCUAGCACUAAACACUCUUGAAAGAAAAUUGGAAAACUACAGGAAAGUUGAAGAGAAAAAAAGUCUGCAUUUCUACUGGCCAAGGACAAUCAUUGUUAAUAUUUUGGUAUUUGGUGUAUUUCCUUCUCAUCUUCCCCCUUUCCUCCCACCACAGAGUUGUAAGUAGCUGACUUUUAGAGUGGACAGUUCAUCCGAUUGCUUGAAUGGAUUUUAAAUGCCAGUUGUGUAUUUUUCAUGAAGAGCAGCUUUUGGGACACACGCCGGUUAGAGCUGUACACUUGAGAGCUCAUCACUGGAUUCUGACUUACUGCUGAGUCUUUUUAAAUUGAGCCUGGCAUGAAUGGGUCCUAAGAAAUAAUGAACUGAAUUCUACUUUUCGAGAGGCCUCUGCUCUUGGAUUGACAGGUCAUGGGAAACCGCUGUUAAAAAUAGGGCUCUACAGGUUUUCAGAUUUUAAAAAAGUGAAUAGCUUAUUGUGCAAUCAAGAAUCUUUUUGUUUUUUUGCCCCUAAUAAUGCAGGGACAUGGAGAUUUGAUGUUUGGGAGUUAGUCACAGUGAGGGGCUGCCGUGACCUAUCACAGUUUUAUUCUGCUUAGAUAGAAUUUGCAAGAUCGAGAACCGGCAGGAAUUGGAUCCAAGAUAUUAAACAUUAUUAUCCUAGUUACCAAGCAAUCAUUUAAGUCUGAUUCUUAUUUUACAGUGUUUGAUUGAAUCUUGAUUUUUAGAAAAAAAUCUUUUCUCUUUAUGAUUAUGAUUAUAUUUGUUAGCACUUCAGUGAAUAUAUUUAAGGUGUAGGGGGAAAAGAUACCUGACUCUGGUAACAGGCUACAUUUUGGGGGAAACUAGGCCUGUCCCUCGGAUGGGUGCCUAAAACGUUAUUUGCGGACCCAAGAUGUUCUGUUGGGGGGAAUCUAAGCUUGAUGGUCAUCAAGCACAGACUUUCUGAAAAAUACCGUAACUUGUUCUUUUUAUUGAAUUCUCAGGUGUUUUAAAACUUCUCACCAGUUCAUCACGCUUACGUGAGCCGGCGCCAUGUUGGAGGCUCUGAGAAUGGGAUGGAGUCUCCUUGGCUCUUCAUCCCUGGGGGCUGACACGCAACCAUCUCUGGAGGAUGGGGGAGGGCCGAAGCUUGUCCAACGAGCCCCCCUCUCCUAGCUCCUUUUCCCCAAAUGAGCUUGGAACCUUUCAUUGCCAGCUCUUUGCCUGGGUGCUACCAUUCCAGCUGGCUAAAGAGAAUUGGCAGGCCAGAUCGGGGUUCUCAAUGGAUUUUAAGGACAUUCUCCUACAGAUUUAAAAAAAAAAAAAAAAAAAAAGGACUAAUUGUUUGAAUGGUUUCUUUCUCUCUGUUAAACCAGAUUGAAGACUAUUUUAUAAUCACUGUGUAAUCAGAGCAUAUAUAUUUUCAGAUAUAUCCCUUGUUUUAUACUUUAUAGAGUUGUGCGGUAUAAGGGUGGUGUACCCACUGGCUGUGGUAGCAUUUAGUCUCCAUUGCUUUGGGAGUGAUUUGAAGCCUUUUGAAAUGGAGCUUUUGCACUUUAUGCUAUUUUUGUGAGCUAUGACGGUUAUAUUCGAUAUUAAAGCCGUAAGUGGCAUUGUCUGUGAA